Molecule: messenger RNA, 2345 nt
Organism: Mirounga angustirostris (Northern elephant seal)
Lineage: Eukaryota; Metazoa; Chordata; Mammalia; Carnivora; Phocidae
Gene: LRRC73
Product: leucine rich repeat containing 73
Exons: 5
Coding region: 588-1628 (346 amino acids)
Source: RefSeq, a predicted model, not a curated record
GCCAUGGGAACCCACCGCCCUCUCAGGCGCAGGAGCCGAAGCCCGAGCCGGAGCUGCCGCCCGCCGCCGGCUGUCCCGCUGCCCGCCCGCCCGUUUCGGGCUCUCCCUGCGGGGAGGUAGGGGACCGGGCUGGAGGAGGGGAGGGAGCAGAUGCUGCCUCCGAGCCGAGACCGGUCCCGCACGUCCUGAGCCGAGGCCCCGCAGCCGCCGCCCCGACAGCGAGGAACGAGGACAAGCGCGGAAACAGCGCCCGCCUGGCCCCGGACCGCGCGCCCCGGCCCCCCGCCCAGACACGGACGGCACGGUCCGCCCCGGCCCCAGCGCCGCGCCGUCUCAGCCCGGCCGGCGACCUCGGCGCCUCCGCAACCCCCGCCGGCUCCGGCCAGGGCCCCGACGCUCUUCGCCGCCGCCGCCGCCGCCCCCGCCGCCGCCGCCGCCGCCGCCGCCCGCGCCUCUGCCACCGCCUCUGCCCCCGCUCCGUCCGCGACCCCUGCCCAGGCCCCGGCCCCAGCCCCGACCCCGCCCUCGGCCCCGCCAACCUCGGCCGCGGCCCGCGCCCCGGCCCCGGAGGCCCAGCCGUGGGUACGAUGCUGCCCAGCUCCAUCCAGAUUUCGGGGGAGCCGCUGUCCGGCGCCGAGGUGCGGGACAUCUGCCGUGGCCUGCGCGACAACGCCGUGCGCCUGCUCUCACUGCGCGGCUGCCGCCUCUGCGACCGCGACUUCGGCCGCAUCUGCCGGGCCCUGGCCGGGGCCACGUCCCUGGCGCAGCUCAACCUUAACCUAGGCGUCGUGUCCAGUCCCGGCCGCAUCAAGCAGCUGGCGGAGGCGCUGCGGACCAACCGCUCCAUCCAGUCCCUCUUCCUGCAUGGGAGCCCCCUGACAGAUGCGGGGCUGGCCUUGCUGAACCCGGCGCUGGCCCUCCACCCUGCCCUUGUGGCUCUGGACCUGGGGGACUGCAUGCUGGGUGAUGAAGCCAUCAAUCUCAUCUGUGGCCUCCUCCCCCCAGAUGGAGCCAAGUCAGGCUUGAAGGAGCUGACGCUGAGUGCCAACCCUGGCAUCACCCCUAAGGGCUGGAGCCGCCUCGCGAUUGCGGUGGCCCACAGCUCCCAGGUCCGCGUCCUCAACCUGGACUACAACCCCCUGGGUGACCACGUGGCAGGGAUGCUGGCUGUAGCUGUGGCCUCCAGCCGCACCUUAGAGGUCCUAGACUUGGAGGGCACGGGCCUUACCAACCAGUCAGCUCAGACCCUGCUGGACAUGGUAGAAAACUACCCCACGGCCUUGCGGAGCCUGGUGCUGGCUGAGAACAGCAUUAGCCCAGAGCUGCAGCAACAGAUCUGUGAUCUGCUCUCCGAGGGAGAGGAGGAGGAGGAGUUGGCGGGAGGGGCCGGCGACACGCAGGAACCCGAGAGAGGGCGGGGGCCUGCUGCCCAGCCGUCCUGGAUGUGCCCCGGUGGUAAGAGCCCCCGGGUCCGAGCAGAGCCAGGUCCGGAAGAGGCUUGGGACCAGGGAGGGUGCGUGUGCGAACCCCAGGCCGCCUCCCACUUGUGUCCCUGGUGGAGGAAUGAAUGGUGGUCUGAACGGCCCUCUGCCCUUCCACAGAAUCCAGCUCUCAGAUGGUGCUCAUGACUUCAGGACUAGGCGACAGUCUGUUGGCCGAGACCGAGAUGUGACUCUCCACUUGGGCCUCUGCACAUCAUGACGUGUUGGCUCUGUCCCCAGCACCUUGCCCGGGAUAUCAGGGUCAGGCCCUGGGGGCCUGGGAGGGAGGUGGGGGUGCCGGGCGCUCUGGUAGCUCCCGGCAGUGAUGGGAAGCUCUGGAAGCUGACUAAGCAACAGCCUUGGGCGCACUCGAACCCAAGGCAACGUCUCUGGACUUGUCAGUAGCUCUGGCUGCAACCCGCUGGCUCGGAACAGAUUUUCUGAACAACCUGGCGUGUGGCUGUGGUCCCUGGGGGCGGGCAGCAGGGGAGGAAUUGGAACCAUUAGACGCUAGGGGGCAGUGCCACCCUACAGCCCAAGCUCCAGGCAGUAUCCACCGGGCCCCAAACGUCAAACAGGUCUGGCUCAGGUCUCUGAUUCGUAGGACCUGGGAUUCUGGGGUGACACCUCACAUAGGCCCCCAGAAGGAUCAUAACUAAGGUAGAGAGCUCACCUCCAGAGGUCAGACUGGACCCCGCCUCGAGGAGAGACUCGGGGGCCCUGCCGAGGUUACUUGAGGUACACCUUCUCCCACUGCCUGAUGUUCUGUGGCCCCAGACACCCCAGGCAGGGCGCGGCAGGGAGGACUCAUGAGCGAAGACCAGAACUUGGCUAGGACUAGGAACGCUCAAGAACGGGGAGGAG